Molecule: messenger RNA, 1230 nt
Organism: Tarenaya hassleriana
Lineage: Eukaryota; Viridiplantae; Streptophyta; Magnoliopsida; Brassicales; Cleomaceae
Product: jasmonate O-methyltransferase
Exons: 4
Coding region: 24-1148 (374 amino acids)
Biological process (GO): methylation
Molecular function (GO): S-adenosylmethionine-dependent methyltransferase activity
Source: RefSeq, a predicted model, not a curated record
AUAUACAAAGAGAGAGAGUAGCCAUGGAUGUGGAGCAAGUUCUUCACAUGAACGGAGGAAAUGGUGAGACAAGCUAUGCCAAGAAUUCCACCGUUCAGAGCAACGUAAUCUCAAUUGCGAAAUCGGUAACCGACGAGGCCUUGCAAAAGCUGAUGAGCAACACGGUCAUGGGCAGCAUUGGAAUCGCCGAUCUCGGCUGUUCCUCUGGCCCCAACAGCCUUCUCCCGGUUUCGAACAUCAUCGACACGAUCCAUGCCAUGUGUCGCGAUGCCAACACUCCGAUGCCCGAACUCAGGGUCUCCCUCAACGAUCUCCCGACCAACGACUUCAACUACAUUUUCGGAUCGUUGUCUGAGUUUCACGACAAGCUCAAGAGGGGCAAGGGCUCCGGUUUCGGACCGUGUUUUGUCUCUGCCGUGGCAGGUUCGUUCUACGGCCGAUUGUUCCCUCGACGGAGCCUUCACUUCGUUCACUCUUCCUCUAGUCUCCAUUGGUUAUCUCAAGUUCCGACCGAUCUAGGGAACAAGAAUGGUACGGAGGCUAUAACAAACAAGGGGAAGCUUUACAUAUCGAAGACAAGCCCUCAAAGUGUAUUGAAGGCAUAUGCUUUUCAAUUCCACAAUGACUUCUUUGAGUUUCUUCGAUCGCGUUCGGAAGAGUUAGUCCCGGGAGGCCGAAUGGUGUUGUCAUUCAUGGGAAGAAACACUUCCGAUCCGACAGCCGAAGAGAGUGGUUGGGAACUCAUGGCACAAGCCCUUAUGGAUAUGGCCAAAGAGGGUAUCAUCGAAGAGGAAAAGAUCGAUACUUUCAACGCUCCUUACUACGCUCCGUGGUCUGAAGAGGUGAAAAUGGAGGUAGAGACAGAAGGGUCGUUCGCGAUAGAUCGUCUUGAGACAAUGGAGAUCGACUGGGAAGGUUUUGUCGUUGAAAAGAGUUACAAGAACAAAUCCGAAUCCGAAGCGUUUUCCAGCGGGCGACGGGUGGCUAAUACCGUACGGGCUGUCGUUGAAUCGAUGUUACAAUCUCAUUUCGGUGGCAAUGUGAUGGACGAAUUGUUUCAGAGGUUCGGAGGCAUCGUUGGAGACUACAUCUACAAGAGGACGGCAAGAUUCUGCAACAUAACUCUCUCACUUGUUAGAAAGGCUUAAUUGCUAUAUAUCGUUAAAUUGAAAAAACAAACAAUAAUAAAUUGCGAAUAUUUGAAUUUUAUAAUAAUUAUUUGUUAUGGGC